AUGCAGUGUCAACAAUGUCGUGAACAAGGUCAAUAUGCAUCUGCAGAAUUGUGGUGCGACGAAUGUGAAGAAGCGUUAUGUAAAAGCUGUAAAUCACUACACAUGUCAUUCAAAGUGAGCAGAAAUCACAACGUGUCAAAAUUGCCGCCUAUCGCAGUAAAAGAACCAUCUUCGUUAAUAGGUACAGAGAAUGAAUUUGUUGAUGUCGGAAAACACAAAUUGGUUAUGUGUGAUGAACAUCACGAUAAAUCGUUAGAAUAUUUCUGUAUCAAACACGAAAAGCCAUGCUGCAUUCUUUGUAAAAGACAAUACCAUGUUGAGUGUUGCGAUGUUGAGAAAGUUGAUGACGUAGUAGACGAUACUAAACUAGCAACUACCACAGUAGACCUCUUAUUGGGAAUCGAGGAACGCAAAAGCCGUUUAACUAAAGUUGUAGAUAAAGAGAGGUCAAAUUUUAGAGGUUUAGAAAUUAUCAAGGACAGUUGUAUUGAAGAACUAAAGAAUACAAGAUCUGCCAUUGAUAAACAUCUAGAUUUAUUGCAAAAUGAAAUCGAGCAAGAAAUAAACAAAGAAUAUGGAAAUGAAACAAGGAAAAUAAACAAAAGAAUAACAAGUCUUACUGCCAGAAAAAAAUAUGUAACGGACCAACACAAAAUUGUAGUAGAUACAAAGCAAUCUGAUAUGUCAUUAGGACAAAAAUAUUUAAGGAUUAUACGCCUAAAACACAUGGAAGAUGGUUUUCCCGAAAGUGAUGAGACCUAUCAUGAUUGCAGUCUACAAGGUAUCGCUAAUCACAAACUCUCGUACCAGAAGACUAAUGAUAGUAUAACUGUAGAGCGCAUCAAACGCACUUUGCAAGGGAAAGACAACGAUAUGUUAAAGUAUCAGGAAAAUAAAAGUGAAGAUGAAUUAGAAUCGGGCUCCUCUGUAAUUGAACUAGAACUUAACCAAUCAAAAGAUUCUAAUUUUGAAUUUGAUUCAUCAGCUUUAGAAUUACAAGUUACUUCUUCCGUUGCAGGUACAACAUCUUCCUUACCUGUGACUACAACAACUACUUUGCGAGCAGAAUUGCCAUCUACAUCAACCGUUACGAGUUUGUCGCCAUUUCUUGUUACACAGACAACGAAUAUCUCAUGCAUGGAUACUGUCGAUGACCGUUCGUCAUUCGAUUUCGGUCUAUUUAACAAUGUUUGCGUUGAGAAAAAAAAUAAAAAUAUUUCAAUAAGUGAUGCAAAAUGGAUGCCGAACAAGAACGACAUAGCUUUUGUAGAAAAGUCCAAUCCAAGGUGUAUAAUCUACAACAAAAAAGGUCAGAAAAAGGGCCAAGUCAAGCUUAAUGGUGCACCACAAUGCAUAGCAAUAAUAAACAACAUUUGCGUAGGUGUAACUCUUACGAGUAAGCAAAGGGUAUGUGUGAUAAACACAGAUAAAUGGCAGAUUAUAAAUAUCAUUCCUGUUCAUGACUAUUGCGAAGGACUAGUCUUUUAUGAAAGCAAUCUUAUAGCCAACUGUGUAAAUAAAGGUUUAACGUAUAUAAACAAUUCUGGAAAAAUAGUGAAACAGAAUAUUGACAUUAAAGGGGCAUUAUACUGUCAUAUCGAUUGUCGAGGAAAUAUGUUUUCUGCUAAGAUGAACGAUGAAAGCAUACAUGUCUACAAUCUAACAACCAGUAAACGAUUAAUAUACAAUUUUAUCGGUGUAGAUAAUCCCACAGGACUGACAACCGACAAAGACAAUAAUGUGUUUGUUGCAUGUAAUAACAAUGACACAAUAUUUGUUAAACCGUCGCGUCACCCACGUUCCGUAGUAGUAUUAGGGAGAUCAGAUGGCAUUGAUCGCCCAUUGAGUUUAGACUACAAUCAUCAAAGCGACGAACUUCUAGUAGUAGAAGCUGAAUACCUACCUGCUCAUGUAUCUCAACCAUCCAGAGAACCUGUUAUAUGCUAUAGAUGUGGACAACCAGGCCACUAUGCCUUUGCCUGCAGAGUUAGACUCGAUCACACUAGAAAAGCUUGUACCUUUCAGCAGAUGAACACUGAAGCUAAGAUGUACCAACAACGACAGUCAUCAGGUGAUACAGAAGGAUUACUAGGCAGCCCUAAUGAAGUCACAGUAGUCAUCAAUGGACUUCAAGCAUCAGCUACUAGAUACUGGUUCUACAGUUAG
This is a messenger RNA of Mytilus trossulus (common blue mussel), 2166 nucleotides long. RefSeq lists its product as uncharacterized. Lineage: Eukaryota; Metazoa; Mollusca; Bivalvia; Mytilida; Mytilidae. The coding region runs from base 1 to 2166 and encodes 721 amino acids. The record is from RefSeq and is a predicted model, not a curated record. Gene Ontology annotation, molecular function: zinc ion binding; nucleic acid binding. The transcript has 2 exons.